This is a messenger RNA of Paraglomus brasilianum, 323 nucleotides long. NCBI's taxonomy places the organism in Eukaryota, Fungi, Glomeromycota, Glomeromycetes, Paraglomerales, Paraglomeraceae. The record is from the annotation of a GenBank genome assembly.
AUGUCUUCGCAUGUGCCUAAGAAAAUUUCCAUCAGUGGAAAGAAAAAGCAACAACAAAAGUACCAGAAUACAAAGGCAUUUAAACCAAACAAAAACUCAAAGAAAUCAAAAUACAUAAAUGCAUUGCCUAUAAACGGAGUGUGUAGAGAGAUAAUUGAAUGGAGAAAGCAAUUCAAAAAGUAUAAACCGCUCACUACACCCAAGAAAUGUGUUGGAUGUUUAGAGAAAACUGUAAAAGAAGCAUAUCAUAUACUCUGCAACAAGUGUGCGAGUACAAAGGGUGUUUGUGCCAAAUGCCAAGAGACAAUGGACAUUAAAUCUGA